AGUUUUAUGUGCUUUCGUAAGCGCUCGGCGAUUUACGCUCCUAUUCGGCCAUCUCCGGCGGCCUCCCCGGUAACGGUCGCUGUGAGUUUAAAUGAGCCGGAGCCGCCUAUCUGACGUCUUGCGAGUCGCUGGGGAGAGCGGGAGAGAGACUUAGACGGGAGGCCGCCAGUAAGGCCGGAGGAUGACAGUACUGCAGGAACCCGUCCAGGCUGCUAUAUGGCAAGCACUGAAUCACUACGCAUACAGAGAUGCAGUAUUCUUGGCAGAAAGACUCUAUGCAGAAGUGCAUUCUGAAGAGGCUUUAUUUCUGCUGGCCACCUGCUAUUAUCGCUCAGGAAAGGCUUACAAGGCAUAUCGUCUCCUGAAAGCCCACAGUUGUACCACUCCACAAUGUAAAUACCUUCUCGCUAAGUGCUGCAUUGAUCUCAGCAAGCUAGCUGAGGGGGAGCAGAUCUUGUCGGGUGGAGUGCUCAAUAAACAGAAGAGUCAAGAGGAGAUUGUUACGGAGUUUGGAGACUCCGCCUGCUUUACGUUGUCAUUGCUUGGCCAUGUAUAUUGCAAAACAGAUCGAUUGGCCAAAGGCGCAGAAUGUUACCAAAAGAGCCUUAGUUUAAAUCCUUUCCUGUGGUCCCCAUUUGAGUCUCUGUGUGAAAUAGGUGAAAAGCCAGACCCUGAGCAGACGUUCAAACUGACCUCUCUGCAGAACUUCAGUAACUGGGUGGUGCCCAACACUUGCACAAUGACCGUCAACACACACAGCAUCGUCCAACACCGGCAGCCCGACACCGUGUUAAUGGAGACUCCUCAAGACACUAUAGAACUCAACAGACUGAACCUGGAGUCAUCCAACAUAAAAUAUCCCUUGAACAGCGAUUCCUCGAUAUCCUACAUAGAUCCUGGGAUUAUUUCCCCUGAUUCCCUGCCCCUUGGUACUGGAACCUCCAUUCUGUCUAAACAGGCCCAAAACAAACCAAAGACUGGCCGCAGCCUAUUGGGAGGACCAGCAGCACUGAGCCCACUCACUCCAAGUUUUGGAAUUCUGCCUCUAGAAACCCCCAGCCCAGGAGAUGGGUCGUAUUUACAAACCUACAACUCCUCUUGUGUCCUUGAUGUGCCAUCAUCUGGCGCCCCAAUAAAAAAGUCUGUUGCUAGAAUCAGCCAAGCAGGAACAAAGUCUGUGUUUUCUCAGAGCGGUAACAGCCGGGAUGUCACCCCAGUUCUCCUUGUACAGACGCAGGGCUCUGGUCCUCAAACAAGCACCACUCCUCAGGUACUGAGCCCAACAAUAGCCGCUCCACCUAAUGCACUACCACGUCGUAGUUCUCGGCUUUUUACCAGCGACAGCUCCACCACCAAGGAAAACAGCAAAAAGUUAAAAAUGAAGUUUCCGCCCAAAAUGCCAAAUCGAAAGACCAAAAGUAAAACGAGUAAAGGCGGCGUGACGCAGACCAACCUGAACGACAGCCUGGAGAUUAGUAAACUGGAUUCCUCCAUUAUCUCCGAGGGCAAAAUCUCCAACGUGGCCCCCCAAAUCCAGGCGCUUACUUUACAGAAGGCGGCGGCAGAAGGGUUGAUGAGUCUCUUAAGGGAUAUGGGGAAGGGCUACGUGGCCUUGUGCUCUUACAACUGCAAGGAGGCAAUAAAUAUACUGAGCCAUCUCCCGUCUCAUCACUACAACACCGGCUGGGUCUUGUGCCAGAUUGGCCGUGCCUACUUUGAGCUGGCAGAGUACCUACAGGCUGAGCGAGUGUUCUCGGAGGUGCGGAGACUUGAGAGCUAUCGAGUAGAAGGCAUGGAGAUCUACUCCACUACUUUGUGGCACUUGCAGAAGGACGUGGCCUUGUCUGUGCUUUCGAAGGACUUGACGGACAUGGACAAGAACUCUCCAGAGGCCUGGUGCGCCGCUGGAAACUGCUUUAGUUUACAAAGGGAACAUGACAUUGCAAUAAAGUUCUUCCAGAGGGCCAUUCAGGUGGAUCCAGGUUAUGCCUACGCUUUUACUCUACUGGGACACGAGUUUGUACUGACGGAGGAGCUGGACAAAGCGUUGGCGUGUUUCAGAAAUUCCAUACGAGUUAACCCCAGACACUACAAUGCCUGGUAUGGACUUGGGAUGAUUUACUACAAGCAAGAGAAGUUCAGCUUGGCAGAAAUGCAUUUUCAGAAAGCACUGGAUAUUAACCCCCAGAGUUCCGUAUUGCUGUGUCAUAUUGGAGUGGUGCAGCAUGCGCUCAAGAAGUCUGACAAGGCUUUGGACACACUAAACAAAGCCAUCUCCAUAGACCCCAAAAACCCUCUAUGCAAGUUCCAUCGAGCCUCCAUUCUCUUUGCCAAUGAGAAGUACAAGUUGGCGCUGCAAGAAUUGGAGGAGCUGAAACAGAUUGUACCUAAGGAAUCCUUGGUGUACUUCUUAAUAGGAAAGGUAUACAAGAAGUUAGGACAGACACAUUUGGCUCUGAUGAAUUUCUCCUGGGCCAUGGACCUGGACCCCAAAGGUGCUAACAAUCAGAUCAAAGAGGCCAUAGACAAACGGUACCUGCCAGACGAUGAGGAGGCUGUGACCCAAGAGGAGCAGAUCAGCGAGUGUUACCCCUAUGAAUCAGUGGCCACUGACGAAUCACAGGAGAGCAGUAUGACAGACGCAGACGACACACAGUUGCACGCUGCUGAAAGCGAUGAAUUUUAACUCUUCCUGCAGAACUUCUGGCACCUGAGGGGGGACGGGGGGGUGUUUGACUGUUAUUUUAAUUCACACCACCCUGGCUUCACACCCUUGCCUUCUCCGACACCUCUCACAGGCCAUUUUGUAUCACCAUCGCCUCUUCCACCAUCAUUAUUGGACUUUAUUAUUUUUGUUUCCCGUCCUUCUGAUUUUAAUGCCCCGCAGAGAAUUAAAGACUGUGCAAUAUG
Messenger RNA from Xenopus laevis (African clawed frog), 2910 nucleotides. It is a transcript of the gene cdc27.L, whose product is annotated as cell division cycle 27 L homeolog. The record is from RefSeq and is a predicted model, not a curated record. The transcript is spliced from 19 exons. Gene Ontology annotation, cellular component: nucleus; spindle; anaphase-promoting complex. Gene Ontology annotation, biological process: cell division; anaphase-promoting complex-dependent catabolic process; metaphase/anaphase transition of mitotic cell cycle. Bases 182 to 2686 code for a protein of 834 amino acids. NCBI's taxonomy places the organism in Eukaryota, Metazoa, Chordata, Amphibia, Anura, Pipidae.